GCUUCCCCCUCCACCCUCCCGUGGCAGUGACGGGGCUCCGGCUUCUCUCCCGCAGGAUGCCCGCAGAGGCGCCCGGCAGCGGCGACGGCGCGGAGCCCGGCGCUCCGCGGGAGCGGCGGAGGCGGCGCGGCCGAGCGCGGGCGCGGACCGAGGCGCUGCUGCACACGCUGAAGCGCAGCCGGCGGGUCAAGGCCAACGACCGCGAGCGGAACCGCAUGCACCACCUCAACGCCGCCCUGGACGAGCUCCGCAGCGUCCUGCCCACCUUCCCCGACGACACCAAGCUCACCAAGAUCGAGACCCUGCGCUUCGCCUACAACUACAUCUGGGCCCUGUCCGAGACCCUCCGCCUGGCCGAGCAGUGCCUCCCGCCGCCCCCCGCCUUCCGCGGGGCCGCCGCGCCCCCCAGCCCCGGCAGCGACGCGGGGUCCUGGCUGUCCAGCGCCUCCCCGUCCGCCCCUUCGCUCUGCGCCUCCGCCUCCGGCCCCAGCAGCCCCGCCACCUCCGAGGACUGCGCUUAUGCGCCCGCCGAGAGCCUGAGGGGCUUCCGCGGGCUGCCCGCCGGCCCGGGCGCGCCCCUCCGCUAGCGCGCCCCGCCCGCGCCCCGCGCCCCGCCCGGCGCUCGGCCCAGGGCCGGCCGAGGGGUGGGGGGUGAGGGGGGCCU
Molecule: messenger RNA, 664 nt
Organism: Prinia subflava (tawny-flanked prinia)
Lineage: Eukaryota; Metazoa; Chordata; Aves; Passeriformes; Cisticolidae
Gene: NEUROG1
Product: neurogenin 1
Exons: 1
Coding region: 57-587 (176 amino acids)
Biological process (GO): forebrain development; axon development; positive regulation of transcription by RNA polymerase II
Cellular component (GO): nucleus
Molecular function (GO): protein dimerization activity; DNA-binding transcription factor activity, RNA polymerase II-specific; E-box binding
Source: RefSeq, a predicted model, not a curated record